Molecule: messenger RNA, 1390 nt
Organism: Haliaeetus leucocephalus (bald eagle)
Lineage: Eukaryota; Metazoa; Chordata; Aves; Accipitriformes; Accipitridae
Product: class I histocompatibility antigen, F10 alpha chain-like
Exons: 5
Coding region: 69-857 (262 amino acids)
Biological process (GO): immune response
Cellular component (GO): external side of plasma membrane
Source: RefSeq, a predicted model, not a curated record
CCAGGGCUGCAGCAGCCCCUCAGCCCCAUUUCCCUGGUCGUGUUUCAGGGGCUCACACGCUGCAGCGCAUGUACGGCUGUGACAUCCUGGAGGACGGCAGCACCAGGGGGUAUCGGCAGGACGCCUAUGAUGGGAGGGAUUUCAUCGCCUUCGACUUGGACACAAAGACAUUCACUGCAGCAGACGCAGCAGCAGAAAUCACCAAGAGGAAGUGGGAGAAGGACGGGAGUGAAGCUGAGCACUGGAAGCACUACCUGCAGAACACCUGCAUCGAGUGGCUGAGGAAAUACGUGAGCUACGGGCGGGCCGUGCUGGAGAGGAAAGAGCCCCCCAUGGUCCGAGUGUCAGGGAAGGAGGCCCACGGGAUCCUGACCUUGUACUGCCGCGCUUACGGCUUCUACCCGCGGCCCAUCACCGUUAGCUGGCUGAAGGACGGCGAGGUCAGGGACCAGGAGACCGAGCGGGGCAGCAUCGCGCCCAACAGCGAUGGCACCUACUACACCUGGGCCUCCAUCGAGGCCCUUCCAGAGGAGAAGGACAAGUACCGGUGCCGCGUGGAGCACGCCAGCCUGCCCGAGCCCGGCCUCUUCAUGUGGGAGAUGGAGUCCAACCUGCUCACCAUCAUCCUGGCGGUGGCCUUUGCCAUCCUGCUUGUCAUUGCCAUCAUCGCUGGAUUCAUAUUAUGGAAGUACAAAUCAGGGAGGAAGAAGAAGGGUUAUAACCCACCAUCAGGUGAGUACCGGCAGCAGGUCCGGAUCCAGCUGCUGCCCAGUGUCUGGGGUGUUCUUGCAGUUCGGGUUUCUGGCUUCUGCUGGCAUUUCCCGAUCCCCUGUCCUCCCAGUGCUGCCCCUCUUUAAAUCCCUGUAGCGGGGACGUAUGGAAGAGAUUGUGUCUCCUCUCUGGUGCUCACGGCUCCAUCCUGCUCUAUCAGUGGCUUCAGCGUGGCCGUGGCUCCCGGGCCGGCUCCUGGCACGUGCACCGUGCCCGUAGCGAGCACGGGGCUGGCAGCUCACGGCUGUUUCUCCCUCACAGGCACGGAUGGCGGGGCUGACAGCUCCACCAAAGGGCUCACCAUCUAACUGCUCCACGAGGGGCCAGCACGUGGUUGGAUUCGGCCCCCUGCUCUAUUGCCGGCUGGACGCAGAGAGGUGCUGGAGGAGGCUGAGAGCUGCCUGCAGAGAGAGCUUGUCACGCUGCGCUUGCCCACCCCUGGCUGUGGUGGUGGCUCUUCUGGGUGGGUGAACAUCCUAUUUUCUGAUACUUGGAGAGCUGCAAUUAUUACCAAUGUUCUUUAAUUUUGAGGUUGCAGCUGAUUUCUUCCACGUGUGUACAUUUCUUGGCGUGCGCAAUAAAUGAUGGUCCCCAUCCUGUGUCAGGCUGUGUCUCCUCA